Molecule: messenger RNA, 1060 nt
Organism: Cucurbita moschata (crookneck pumpkin)
Lineage: Eukaryota; Viridiplantae; Streptophyta; Magnoliopsida; Cucurbitales; Cucurbitaceae
Exons: 2
Coding region: 206-508 (100 amino acids)
Source: RefSeq, a predicted model, not a curated record
CUUCGCCAUUGCAGUGCCGCUUUCGCGAGCUUCAAUUUCAUAGAAAAACUUGGGCGCUUUCUGAUUGUGGCUCAAACUCCUAGUGGUUCGUGAAAUCCCCAUCAUUGAAUUCACUCUGUUUAAUCCUUUUACACCCUUCCGAUCUUCCUUUGAUUCUCUAUUCACUGAUUCACCUUCUUCUUCUCCUAUUUUUCUGUCGAUCCCCAUGGAUCUACAGCUUCUUGAAACUGCCAGUUCCGGAUGGCUUCUCAUGCUCCGCCGCCCUACGUUCGUCAUUGAUUUGCUCAGCAAUGGUGGAUUCUUGAAGAACAAGCAAAUCACUGUACAGUCGUCGAUCGUCAACCCUAUAAAUUUGCGUUUCCAUUCUCGUGCUGCUAGUUUCACUACUAAUUUCGCCGCCAUGGAUCGGUUCUUUGCUGAAGCAACUAUGUUGAUUACUUGCUUGUUCGUCAGUACAUCCCAGAUCUGCGAGUUCGUGGCGACUUCAGGGGUUGGGAUGAGGCCGUAAUCCUUGAGGCAAAAAUCUCCAAAGGAUCUUGACAUGGCGAGGCCAGGAUAAUCUGCAUCUGGUACCCAUACUCUGAAAAUAUCUGGUUCUUCUUUAUCUGCUGUGAUUCUCCCCUGGCAUUUCUUUAUUCUUUCUGCUUCGCCUGUUUCACAUUCAAAACAUAAUACUCAAGAUUAAUGGAUAGAUACCAAAAGGUCAUAGGUUCAAGUUUUCACACUUUAUUAGAACCAAAAAGAAAUUGAUCGAUGCCCAAUGGAUCGAGUAUAAUUCAAUUGGUUAUCACGUUAUAUCUUCAACUAAAAGUUCGUAGAUGUUGAGGAUUGUUGAGAGAAAGUCCCGCAUUGGCUAAUUAAGGAAUAUAUCUCACCAAAAAGCGCACAGCCACGAGAGCUUAUGCUCAAAGUAGACAAUAUCAUACCAUUGUGGAGGUCCAUAGUUUCUAACAUGGAAUUAGAAUCAUGCCCUUAACUUAGCAAUGUCAAUAGAAUCCUCAAGUGUCGAACAAAGAAGUUGUGAGUCUUGAAUGUGUAGUCAAAAGUGACUAAAGUGUCA